CCCUCCCAUUUUUGUGGUGUGUGUGGGAAACUGUUAAUGGAAACAGCGGCAGAGGAGAGUGCAUUAAAGCUCGCAUUACUGGCCCCGUAAUAAGGUCACGGGGCGGCUGCCUUGCACAUGCAUCCUCCUCCGGGGUGAUUUUCCACGAUGGCCGCGGAUAUCGGCUCGGCCGCUGUGGUGUACUGGUGCAGAAGGGCCUCAGCAAGCGAUAGCAUGAGGAGGGGCCGCACGGCUACAGUAGCUGUGCUCUUAGUCGCGGCUCCCACUUCAGCCCCUGAUAAAGACUCGGCGGCCUACUUCCUUGUUUUUGUGGCUGCGGGCCGUUUUUGCUGCUUCCUGUGUCAGACGAUGUUUGCCUAAAAAGCACGCCGAACAGAACUGUCCAUUGUUGUGGAAAAAAAAAAAAAAAAAAAACGCCCGAUGCCGUCCUCUCUCCGUGGACCCCCACUCGGUCCGCGGAGAGAGAAAAGAUGGAGGGAUAGCGAGAGGGAAAUCAUGCACGAUGAAAGCGGAAGAAGAGUAAACAACUGCGGGUGAUGUAAUACAUUUACAGGGCAGGAAAAAAGGAAAAUUACAGAGCGCUUUGAGACAUGAUGAGCAGGAGAGAGAGAGAGGGAGAGAGAGAGAAAAUGUGAGGAAAGAGCACUCAUCACAAGAGAGAAAUGGAGAGGGAGACGGCGGGCGAGAGAGGCUUGAAUGCUCUCGCAUGCUGCUUCGUCGUCUCCUCCCUUCAGUGGUUGCUUCAGUGUCUGUGUGCGGGUGAGAAAAGGGGGCUGAGCUCAGUCGCUUGUCGUCCCAGGUUUAGUCAAACCAAGAAGCGGCCGCGGCGACAUGCUCACCCUGCUCGGCUGACUGACACAAGCAGCAUGCAGAGUUGAGAGAGCACCAUGCCACCUCCGCUGCCGUAGUGUGCGGGGAUGACACCGUCCUUCUGACCCCAGGCAGGAUGAGCCAGCGCCAGGUGAAGGAGCGGGACAAGGAGAGGGAGCGGGAGAGGGAGAGGGAGAAGGAGGCGGGCCUCCAAACACCUAACAGGGAGCAUGUUUCCACCCCCUCAGCGCUUAGCCCGGGGGUCAGCUACAGCCACGGUUUCGAAAGGGGGAAGGAGGACCUCUUGCCUCUGCCUUUGAAAGAGGACUCACAUUCCAUAUCUAAGAGCAAAUCUGAAACCAAGCUGUACAAUGGCUCAGACAAGGAUGUGUCAGGGUCUGGAGGAAAGCUCACCAAGAAGGAGUCCCUUAAGGUGCAGAAGAAGAACUACAGGGAGGAAAAGAAGAGGGCGACCAAGGAGCUGCUCAGCACCAUCACAGAUCCCUCUGUCAUCGUCAUGGCUGACUGGCUAAAGAUCCGUGGCACAUUAAAGAGCUGGACCAAGCUGUGGUGUGUGCUGAAACCAGGCGUCCUGCUCAUCUAUAAAACUCACAAAAACGGACAAUGGGUGGGAACGGUGCUGCUCAACGCCUGCGAGCUGAUCGAGAGGCCCUCCAAGAAGGACGGUUUCUGCUUCAAGCUCUUUCACCCACUGGAGCAGUCCAUCUGGGCUGUCAAGGGCCCUAAAGGAGAAGCGGUUGGCUCUAUCACGCAGCCGUUACCCAGCAGCCACCUCAUCUUCCGUGCCGCCUCAGAGUCUGAUGGCCGGUGCUGGAUGGAUGCCUUAGAACUAGCCCUGAAGUGCUCCAGCCUGCUAAAGAGGACCAUGAUCCGCGAAGGGAAGGAGGACAUGAGCACAGUAGCCUCUGGCGGAGAACACUCAAUUAAUUUCUACAGCCUCCUCCGAGCCCACAACAUACACGGUUUCCAGUUCAACGACAGUGACCAUUUGAAGGAUCCUGACCUGUACUCAGACAAGUCAGACCGGGAGGGAGAGCAGGACCACGAGGAGUCAGACCCGGAGGGCCUGGAGAAGAGCGAGGAGAGCGACAGCGACACAUCAGAGCGCCAAGAUGACUCGUACAUCGACCUGGACCCCAACGAGCAUCUGCGGGAGACCCCAUACCUGGAACAGUCCCAUGAGGAGCUGGGGGAGGCUGGAGAGGCUGCUCAGACAGAAACCGUAUCAGAGGAGAACAAAUCUCUGAUCUGGACGCUGCUGAAGCAGGUCCGGCCUGGCAUGGAUCUCUCUAAGGUCGUGCUGCCCACCUUCAUCCUCGAGCCAAGAUCCUUCCUGGACAAGCUCUCCGACUACUAUUACCACGCAGACUUCCUGUCAGAAGCUGCAAUUGAAGAGAAUGCCUACAACCGCAUGAAGAAGGUGGUGAAGUGGUACAUCUCUGGAUUUUACAAAAAGCCAAAGGGGUUGAAGAAGCCUUACAACCCCAUUAUUGGAGAGACGUACCGCUGCAUGUGGCUCCAUCAGAAGACCAACAGCAAGACUUUCUACAUCGCAGAGCAGGUAUCCCAUCAUCCUCCGGUGUCGGCCUUCUACGUCAGCAACAGGAAGGAUGGAUUCUGCGUCAGUGGCAGCAUCCUCGCCAAGUCCAAGUUCUACGGAAACUCCCUGUCUGCGAUAUUGGACGGGGAGGCGCGGCUCACUUUUCUCAACCGAGGCGAGGACUACGUGAUGAACAUGCCCUACGCUCACUGUAAAGGCAUCCUGUAUGGAACCAUGACCCUGGAGCUAGGUGGCCAGGUCACUAUAGCGUGUGAGAAAACAGGCUACAGUGCUCAGCUGGAGUUCAAACUGAAGCGGCAGCCAUUCCUGGGCAGCAGCGACAUCGUCAAUCAGAUCUGUGGAAAGAUCAAGCUGGGAAAGGAGGUGCUGGCGACGCUAGAAGGACACUGGGAUAGUGAAAUCUUCAUCAAUGACAAGAAGACAGGGACAGUGGACACCUUCUGGAACCCCACGCCAGACCUCAGGCAGAGCCGACUCAUCCGCUGCACCGUCCCACCAGAGGAGCAGGGGGAGUAUGAGUCAGAAAGACUGUGGCAACACGUGACACGAGCCAUCACCAACAAGGACCAGACCGAGGCCACCAACGAGAAGUUCCUCCUGGAGGAGGCUCAGAGGAAGUCGGCCCGUGAGAGGAAAGUCAAAUGCGAGGAGUGGAUCCCCGCCCUGUUCGAGCAGGACCCUGUCACUGGAGAGUGGCAUUACAGAUAUGCCGACACAAGGCCAUGGGAUCCGCUCAAUGAUCUGAUCCAGUUUGAGAAAGAUGGCUGUAUCCAGACCAAGGUCCGACACCGCACCCCUAUGGUACGUUCUGGCAGUCUUAUUAGUCUGAGUAACCAGGGGCCGCGGAGAGACAAUUGCAAGUGCCAGGUAACGGUGCCAAAGAGGAAACACAAGAGCGACAAGCCCAAGAGCCCAGAGAGCGGCUGCUCUUCCCCCGAACCCGACCGCCAAGACUCAUCCGGCAGCGAACGACACAAAAGUAAGCAUAAUAGUCGGCUGAGGAAAAAAGGAGCGGACCUCAGUGAGCUUCAAAGUGCCAUUGAAUCUAUUAAGCGGACGCAGGAGGACAUUAACAGGAGCAUCAGCGUGCUGCGGAGCCGCGCGGCGGGCCGGGUGGAGGGCGGCUCCUUCCUCCAGCAGCGCGACUACGUGGUCAUCGCUCUCCUCAUCCUGCUUCAGGUCCUGAUCAACUACGUCUUCAAGUAGCAGCCAUAGCCCACAGAGACAGUGAUGCCCUCACACACACACAAACACAAACACACACACUCCUUCGGAAUACCUGGCAUCACAGUGGGGGACUUAGACACUUUAACCACAGCCUCCUCCAGCUCUCUUCUUCCCCGUCUUCGUUAAACCCGAUCACUUGUGUCCAGAAAAGCAGACGCUUCCACACACAAAGAGACUUUUAAAAAAAGAAACUAUUUAUUUUUAACCAGUCCAUUCCAAAAUCUCUGUAGAUGUUCCACAAAUUUCAAAGUGGAGAGGAGCAGCGACGAGGAGAAUUUGUCGGGAGUUUAGACUUUGUUGUGAUGAAGUCUCGACUGCCACUCUGGAAAUUAUAAUUUGCCUUGACGCGAGAGGCGAAGACAGCAGCCAUUUUAGCUGUUUGUGUGCGUGUUCUUUUUGUUUUGUUUUUUCUGUCUCGGUGGAGUGAAACUACUUCCACUGACUAACAUUUCACCUCAAACGACAGGGAACCUUUUAACACAGAAACAAGGACCACAACUCAGAUUGUACCACAAACAAAAAAAAAUGUCCAUUUAAUUUUAGUGUGUUUUUUUUUUUUUAACUGUUUUGUUUCCUUGCUUGGCGUGUCCUUUGUGAGUAGAGGUCUGCUUGGAACAACAAAGAAAAAAAAAAAACGACGAUAAGGGAGAGAAAAACAAAGUGGUCCAAUCUACGUGACUUUUAUUUUUUUAUUAUCAGAUGCUUUCGGGAUUCCACGCGCGGAAAUGGACGACGAGGACAGACGACGCAAAUGACAUUGUCAAAGGAAUAGAAGCUAUAAUUUCCGUUGUAUAAUAAAACUACACCUUUUGCAUACAAAUUCAGUGUUACAAAAAAAAAAAGGUCUGACGCAAUGUCAUUGUAUACUGUAGGUAGCAUGUACAGACAGGAGUGUGAUUAGGACUUUAGCCCUAUGUACAGUAUUUUGUUUUUAAGGCACAAAUGCACUGGAAAUGUUCUUUAUACAGUCAUCGGUUUUGCACUUACGUGGGUGCUCUCGUCAACAGAGAGACAAAAGUAGUCAAUUUUGUCAUGAACCACAGUGACCACUGCCCUACAUUUCAGGUAAAGGAAUGUCUAGAACUAAUCUUGAGACGUUGGUUUUAGAGCGGUUAGUCGUGGAUUCAGAAAAGCUAGGUGAUGUACCAAAAUGAACCUUAAAGGACUAGGAUACAACUUCAUCUGCUUUUUGCCAAGCGUUAUUAGAUGAGAAGAUUAGGGAAAACGGUGAGUUAGCCUGGCUCUGUCCAAUGGCAACAACAUCUGCACACCAGCACUGUGAAAGCUCACUAAUCAUAUUUAUAAUGUGCACGAAAAAGCAGCGCGAAUACACAUUUUAGAGCGUAACAGCUUUGAGGUGUUUGUAUCUUCUCAUCUAAUACAUAGGAAGAAAGCAAAUGUGCGUUUUUCCCCAAGUUGAAGUAUAAAGAAAAACUAAAGGUUUAUAUACUAGCUGGUGAGCAGAAAGGAGUCCAAACAUGUAAACGCAGACUCCAGACCAAACACUCCUCUUAGCAACGUUGGUUUUAGAGCAUCCGUCAUCUCUUCCAGUGCUUUUGAGCCUCACAUGUUAACCAGGAAUACUAGAAUAGACACUUUAGUGAAUCUACUAGUGAGAGGAGGAAAUAGACUCCUGGACGUUUUCUGUCUCCAUAGUGAACCAUUCCAAAUGUACGCAAGUACCAGCCAAACUCAGUGUGUAGAGUAGAAGUCCCGUUCACUGUGUAAAUACCCGAUGUGGGGGGAGGGGAGGGAGGGGGAAGGGGCAACGGUUCCUCGCUCGCGAGUAGCACAUGCCGCGUCCACACCAAGGUUCGCAACGCAGACCCUCUGCUCUGUGCACAAACCACUCUCGUCAACCUUGUGUGUCUUUCUGUCCUCUGUAGCCACACACGGACAUGGGCAUUAGUGGGGCACUCGAUCAGAUUCCCAUCCCGAACGGCCUCGGCGUGUUGCCGCACGGAGCGGAAAAUAUCGAUUUUCGUUUGGUUUUCUUGACGUUUUGUUUGGCGUACGUCGCGGUUCCAAUCUGCCGCCUUCACCUUUGGUCACGUCGAAGUUUUCUCUCAAGUAGUUUGGCAGCGCGAGCUCAGAUUAUAUCACCUUCUCCGAAGAUACGUGGAGAGAUUUCCACAGAGCUCCGCGGAGAAGUGCAAGUACAAAUACAAUCAUAGGAGAAGCCGCCCCGAAAAAAAAAAAAAAAAAGCUAAUCUGAUCUCCCCUCUGCAUACCUCCAGAUUUAGAAACAGACCAUAAGGACUGUGAUCGUGGCCGGCUUGGAAGGAUUAGUCUGGGGGUUGUUUUUAACCAAAGAUGAAGGCAGUGUAUCAGAACCGACUCUUUAACAAGAUGUCCUCCUGACUCAGAAUAAUGAUGCGACUAAUUCAGGCCAUUCGGAAAGCUCCAGACCACUUACGCGCCCUAUCUGAGCAUCGAUUUUGUGUAUCUCUUCGCCUGUCAUGAUGUUAGCCUUGUCGACGUUUACAUAUCCUAUUGCCUCCGCCGUCAGCAGACUGUUAAGCGAUGAAAGCUCUGAAAGGCCAACGCAGGUAUAAGGAAAGGCUGGUGGCAUUGGCGGGAGCCAGUGGUGCCACCCGCGGCGAGUUACCCGGCUGGCCUGGUACGUGUGCAUCCUCAUUGCCUCAAUCGCUCAUUUUAAAUAGAGAAUCCAGUGUUAGAAUGUGAAGAAAUAAGUAUAUACCAGUGCCUUCUAGAGUUGGACAGGGAAGGGGGUAGAUGGGGAGGAGAGGGAGUUUGGGGGAGGGGAUGGGAGGUCAGUAGGGUGUGGAGCAUACAGACAGAGGCGGAGUCAGAGUGUUGGGCUGAGGUGAUGCUGAAGGGAACGGUCCGGUGGUGGGUCUUGGACCUGGACUUGGGACUCUGGCUGCAGCUGUAGUCGGUGUAGUGUCUCAGAGCGGACGUGCCAUACGAAGCAAAAUGAGUCCGACUCCAGCUCCACAGGUCACCACCCGCACCCGGCUCCUGCCUCCCCUCCCGAAGUGUCGCCAUAGUAACGCAGCCGUAGGUUUCCGGAUGCUGAUUCCUGCCACAAGAGAAAGAGAGGGGGAGCGAGAGAGACCUCUCCUCUCCUUCGUCGCCCUCGUCUCUUUCCCUCUCUCGCUCUCUCACACACCAAAUUCAGAGGGAAACACACGUCUCUGCUGUCUGUUGUUGUUGCUGUGUCUGUAAAAUAAUACAUUUUAUUUAUUCCUCUUUUGUAUGUGGGUUGAUGUUUCUAUUUUUUUUUCUUUGCUCGUAGCUAUAGGUCAACGUUCUUUUUUUUGUUUUGUUUUUUUUGAAAAAUGAUUUUAAAUUCACACAAUUUGACACCACACACAAUCAAAUGUCCUCAACUUGUGCACACUGUCAAUGUCAACUCUGCCCACCUUUUCCAUUCACAAACCCCUUUCAUUUCCAAGUACCUGAGUACAUACUGUUAUCUCCUUGGCAACUGUAACUUCCUGGAACAUAACACAGAAUAAAAACAAAUAACGUGC
Mugil cephalus (flathead mullet) is the source of this 7116-nucleotide messenger RNA. It is a transcript of the gene osbpl8, whose product is annotated as oxysterol binding protein-like 8. The transcript has 24 exons. The record is from RefSeq and is a predicted model, not a curated record. The coding region runs from base 947 to 3598 and encodes 883 amino acids. Gene Ontology annotation, cellular component: membrane; intracellular membrane-bounded organelle; cytosol. Gene Ontology annotation, molecular function: cholesterol binding. Lineage: Eukaryota; Metazoa; Chordata; Actinopteri; Mugiliformes; Mugilidae.